GAAUCGCUGGUGUUUGAGGAUGUUUUCGAUAAUUGGCUGCCAUCUGUGGCGUAUGGAUGUAAUUGAAUAUUGAUAGAGAGUACAGUUCCGGUUGUUUUGGUAGAACUGUUUUGUUUUUUUUGUUUUUUAUUUUUUUUGGAUUGGAUAUAUGUGCAGCACGUAGAAAUGCGGAUGGUCGAGAUGGUUUAAUGUGGGCGGGAUUGCGAGAGUUACGUCCGGUGGUGGGGCGGUAGUGUCUCGCUCAAUCGGAGGCGCUCGGACGUGCGCCGAUCCGCACCGUAUAUAUGGGCGCGCGGCUCGCUUUUCACAAACAUUUUCCAAGAGGCAAGGAGAGAAGACACGCGAGAGAUGCAGCGGCCGCCUGUUCUACAUCACAAAAGUGCAUAAUUCGAAGCGGUGUGCCGAAUCAAAGGGGCAACUUUGGAUUAUUAUGGAGCUCGCCAAAAGUCCCACAUCGAAACUGUUCGUGACGUCUGCGGUCGAAAUCAGAGACGAGUUUGAAGAGAAAUUGGAAAGGAAUUAUCAGUACCUGCAGAACUUGACGUCGGGAUUGAGCGACAAGGAGUCACACGACGUGCUGAACAAUGCGCUGCUCAAGGAUAAGGGGUACGAUGACGUGUCCAUCGGAUUGCUGGGUACGAUAUUGGCGGAGCCUCAGAACGCGGCGAAAUGCUAUACACAUUUGACAUUGAUCACGAGGGAUGGGAUGGGACUCGUCCUCGCCCAUCUCUCUCAACUAGUGCUGGAGCGAUUCUUGCGUUUGAUCGAGGCAGCCAAGAUCCAGGUGCUGUGGCUGGUCAAGGAGAUGAUAAAGAAUGCCGUCAGCAACGUGGACAACGUGUGCCUGAAUCUUAUGAGACACGCGGCCGGCGGCGACGUCCUCCCCAAAAACAUAAGUCUCAUAGAGGCACUUCUGGACAUGUUCAUAGAGUAUCGCGGCUGGCUGGAGAAGCAUCCCGUUCUGCUUCCAUCCGUGAUCUACACGUAUUUAAGGAUAAUCGAGGACCACAAUGCGCCCUACCUGACUGCCCUCAGACAGAAGGAAGUGACUUUCGUUAUCGGUUUGUUGAGAGAGCGGUUCGCGGAGUGUAUGGUGAUCGGACGGGAUUUGGUGAGGUUGUUGCAAAACGUGGCGCGAAUACCCGAGUUCGAGCAGUUGUGGCGAGACAUUUUAGCGAAUCCGAAGAGCCUCAGUCCGACGUUCACCGGUGUUCUGCAAUUGCUACAAACUAGGACUUCGCGACGCUACCUGCAAUCCCGCCUGACGCCGGACAUGGAGCGGAAAUUGGUUUUCCUCACUUCGCAGGUGCGCUUCGGGAAUCACAAGCGAUACCAGGACUGGUUCCAAAGGCAGUACCUCGCUACCCCGGAAUCCCAGAGCUUGAGGUGCGACAUGAUCAGGUUCAUCGUGGGAGUCAUUCAUCCGACGAAUGAGCUACUGUGCUCGGAGAUCAUACCGAGGUGGGCAGUGAUCGGGUGGCUUCUGACUACGUGCACCUCGACAGUGGCAGUGUCGAACGCUAAACUGGCGCUAUUCUACGACUGGCUGUUCUUCGACAGUGACAGAGACAAUAUCAUGAACAUCGAGCCGGCCAUUCUUGUUAUGCAUCAUUCGAUGAGAUCGCAUCCACCCGUCUCUGCGACUCUCCUCGACUUCCUCUGUCGAAUCAUAUCGAACUUUUAUCCCCCUCUUGCAGACAAAGUGCGCACGGGCAUCUUCUCAUCGCUAAAGCAGAUUCUGGACAAGCGCGUUCUGCCAUCGCUGCUACACCUCUUUGACAACACGAAACUCGACAGGGAUUUGAGAAAUAUGAUUCGGACUACUUUCAAAGAGUUUUGCGUGCAACCGAUGGAGUCAUCGUCGAAGGCGACGGCGGAGGAUUUCGGAGCACCCAAAAUUGACGGCGAGAAUGAAUUCAACAAUCACAUUCUGGAUAGUGAACCUGCGUUUAGCGAUGACGAGGAAGAGUCUGCAGCUGUUCCAUCGCAGCAUCUGCACGAGGACGAUACAGAUGACGAUGAUAUUCCCUUGGUCAAGCUGAAAGAGAAAAGCGACAAGGGUAACGAUCAGAUAAUCGAUGGACCUAUGAGGUCGGCACUUAACCGGUUGCAAAGUGAAAAGGAAAAGGAGAAGCGGUGCCAACUGAUGGAGGCGUUAAUCGAGCACGUGGUGUUGCUGAAUGAGGACAGUGAAGUGAUUCCUGUGCUUGCGAAGGCUCUGUGUGCGAACGUGCUGCAGGAGGACUUGAAGAGUAUUGUGUUCCCGAAUAAUGUGAACGAACAAACGUUGCAGGACAGCAUCCGGUCGCCGGUGUUCGUAAUUUUCAAAUUCCUCUAUCUUAGGUGUACUAGUGACGAUACGGGUAAACAGACUCUGCUCAGACUAUUAGCGGAGAUACACAACAUACAGUGCAACGUGGGGUACCUGCUGUUGUACUUUCUGAAGAUCCAAGUGAGGUCUGACCAGAAACGUGACGAGUCGACGAAAGUGAACACGCUGAAGAUCAGCGUAUACAAGGAGUUCUGUCAGAACGUCGAGAAAAAGGUGGACAAUUGUUUAUAUGACGAUCUGAAUGCGUGCCACGCCACGGAGAACAAUCUGAUGUUGUUUUUAGUUCCAGACCUGUAUAAAGAUUUCAAACAGCAGACAGUGAACAACGCUCAAAUACUACGGGUGAUAUUGUCGACGAUAGACGCGACGCAGCUGCAAGACUUGGUCGGGAAGAUCAUGCAAGGACGUCUGAUGAUGUUCAAAACGGACAGUCUGCAGUCUCUGCUAAAGACGAGCCUCAACUGGGAGAGCAUAGAACAGUUCUUCCUGUGGCAGCUGGUCCAGGCCCACGACAUAUCCGUGGAGUCGAUCAUACCGUUGAUCUCGCAUCUGGACUACGCUCAGCACGCGGAGGCCUUGACCGCCAUCACGCUGAUGCUGAAGCAAGAGAAACCGACGGCGGACUUCGUCAAGUACCUGUUCUCGCGCGACGUGCGGGACAAGGGCGACCCCCUAGUGUUCACGAUGAUAAGACAUUGGUGUGAUAGUUACAUUGACAAAGUGGGUGAGCUCGUGGCGAGUCUGUUGAGCACCAGGUAUCCGGCGACGUCGCCCAACAAGCGGAAACGGUCGAACGUGAAGAGCAUCAGCUCGGCGGUGCCGAGCGCCGACCAAGUGCUGGGACAUUUGGACCAACUGAGAGUCCGUUGCGAACGGCACAACGCCCUCGCUCUGUACAACCUCGACUCCAUGCAGAAGGCGCUCGUCCUCGCCCAAAACAACAGCAACGACAGCCAGAAGAAACAAUUCAGCGACCUGUUCGCCCUCACCGAGGACGAAGACACCAUCACCACAAAGAAUAAGGUCUCCAGGGGACGAAAGCCCGCAUCAAAAUCGGCCGCGGCCAACAAAAGAAACGCCAAGGAGGUCUCGGAGUCCUCCGAGGACACCAGUGAGGAGGAGGAAAUCGUGAAGCCAAAACAAGCGAAGAAAAGGAAAAAGGUUAUGUCGGAUAGUGAUUGACGGAACCAAAUAUUUUUAAAAUUCGUG
Molecule: messenger RNA, 3541 nt
Organism: Nicrophorus vespilloides
Lineage: Eukaryota; Metazoa; Arthropoda; Insecta; Coleoptera; Silphidae
Gene: IntS3
Product: integrator complex subunit 3 homolog
Exons: 3
Coding region: 431-3514 (1027 amino acids)
Cellular component (GO): cytoplasm
Source: RefSeq, a predicted model, not a curated record